CAGUUACUAGAUGCCAUGCAAUUAUGAACACCCAAAGUUGGAACAUCCUCGAUCGGCCUUAUUGCAAUUCUAUAAAAGGUUUUCGUAAUGGGGUUUUUUUUGCUCAAAUUAGUUUGAAAGAAAGUGAUCGUAAGGAAGAAUAUGUGGAGGCUUAAGAUAGCAGAUGGUGGAAAGUGCCCUUAUAUCUUCACCACAAACAACUUUGUUGGAAGGCAGACAUGGGAGUUUGACCCUGAGGCUGGUACCCCAGAAGAGAGGGCUCAGGUUGAAAAGGCUCGUCAAAAUUUCUACAAGAACCGGUUUCACGUGAAACCUAGCAGUGAUCUCAUAUGGCGAAUGCAGUUUCUUAAGGAGAAAAACUUCAAACAAACAAUUCCCCCAGUAAAGGUUGAGGAUGGAGAGGAAAUCACAUAUGAAAAGGCCACAACUGCACUAAGAAGGGCCGUCCACUUCUUUUCUGCCUUGCAGGCCAGUGAUGGCCAUUGGCCUGCUGAAAAUUCUGGCAACUUGUAUUUCCUUCCCCCCUUGGUAAUGUGUUUGUACAUUACAGGGCAUCUUAAUAUUGUGUUCUCUGCAGAGUAUCAAAAUGAAAUCCUUCGAUACAUAUACUAUCAUCAGAAUGAAGAUGGUGGGUGGGGAUUACACAUAGAGGGCCAUAGUACCAUGUUUUGCACGGCUCUCAACUACAUUUGUAUGCGUAUACUUGGGGAAGGACCCGAUGGUGGUCAGGACAAUGCUUGUGCAAGAGCACGAAAGUGGAUCCUUGAUCAUGGUGGUGUAACACACAUACCUUCUUGGGGAAAGACUUGGCUUUCGAUACUUGGUGUGUUCGAGUGGAUUGGAACCAACCCAAUGCCUCCGGAAUUUUGGAUGCUUCCUUCAUUUCUUCCCAUUCAUCCAGCCAAAAUGUGGUGCUUUUGCCGCUUGGUGUACCUGCCCAUGUCAUACCUUUAUGGGAAAAGGUUUGUAGGCCCAAUCACACCUCUCAUUCUUCAAUUGAGAAAUGAACUCUACACUCAACCUUACAAUAAAGUUAACUGGAAGAAAGUACGUCAUCUAUGUGCAAAGGAGGAUCUCUACUAUCCUCAUCCUUUGAUACAAGAUCUACGUUGGGAUAGUCUAUACCUAUGCACUGAGCCUCUUCUCACUCGUUGGCCUUUUAACAAAUUGGUAAGAGAGAAAGCUCUUCAAGUAACAAUGAAGCACAUUCAUUAUGAAGAUGAGAAUAGUCGAUACAUCACAGUUGGAUGCGUGGAAAAGGUCCUAUUUAUGCUUGCUUGUUGGGUUGAAGAUCCAAAUGGAGAUUAUUUCAAGAAGCAUAUUGCCAGGAUCCCAGAUUUCAUAUGGGUCGGUGAAGAUGGAAUGAAGAUGCAGGGUUGUGGAAGUCAACUAUGGGAUACCGGUUUCGCUAUUCAAGCUUUACUUGCUAGUAAUCUCACUGAUGAAAUUGGACCUACACUUGCGAGAGGGCAUGACUUCUUCAAGAAAUCUCAGGUCAAGGACAACCCUUCUGGAGACUUUAAAAGCAUGUACCGUCACAUUUCAAAAGGAUCAUGGACUUUUUCUGAUCAAGACCAGGGAUGGCAAGUUUCUGAUUGCACUGCAGAAGCUUUGAAGUGUUGCAUGCUUUUAUCUACAAAGCCACCGGAGAUUGUUGGUGACAAAAUGGAACCCGAGCAAUUUUAUGAUUCUAUAAAUGUGAUACUUUCUCUACAGAGUAAAAAUGGUGGUUUAUCUGCGUGGGAACCAGCAGGAGCCCAAAAAUGGUUGGAAGUGCUUAAUCCCACAGAAUUAUUCUCUGACAUUGUCGUUGAGCAUGAGUACGUUGAGUGCACUGCAUCAGCAAUCCAAGCUUUAGUUUUGUUUAAGAAGUUAUACCCCGAGCACCGUAAGGAAGAGAUCGAAAAUUUCAUAAAAAAUGCUACUCAAUUCCUUCAAGAUAUACAAAUGCCUGAUGGUUCAUGGUAUGGAAAUUGGGGAAUUUGCUUCAUAUAUGGUACAUGGUUUGGACUUGGAGGAUUGGCUGCAGCUGACAAGACUUACAACAAUUGUCCAGCUAUGCGCAGAGCUGUUGAUUUUCUACUCACAACACAAAAAGAUGAUGGUGGUUGGGGAGAGAGCUAUCUCUCAUGCCCAACCAAGGAAUAUGUACCUCUUGAAGGAAACCGAUCAAAUUUGGUACAAACUGCAUGGGCAAUGAUGGGUCUCAUUCAUGCUGGACAGGCUGAAAUAGACCCGACACCUCUUCAUCGUGCAGCAAAGCUGAUAAUUAAUUCUCAACUGGAGGAUGGCGAUUUUCCUCAACAGGAAAUACUUGGAGUCUACUUAAAGAAUUGUAUGUUUCACUAUGCAGCAUACAGAUAUAUUCACCCAUUGUGGGCUCUUGCAGAAUACUGCAAUCGUGUCCCAUUGCCAUCCAAAAAAAAAUUGAAUCAAUUAGUGAACUAUAUAUAUAUAUAGCUCAACCAGCUGCCAAUUAUUAAUUCUCUUACUUUCUCUUUAGCAGCUGUUGAUGUGUGUAAUAAGUGUCUAAACACAAAGCCACCAAAGAUAGAUGGGAUUAAGGAAUAUUAUACAAUGUUGUACCAGUAUGUAAGAAAUUCCCUAAUUAUAUUAAAGUGUGACCCAUAUAUAUGCA
This is a messenger RNA of Corylus avellana, 2638 nucleotides long. The record is from RefSeq and is a predicted model, not a curated record. NCBI's taxonomy places the organism in Eukaryota, Viridiplantae, Streptophyta, Magnoliopsida, Fagales, Betulaceae.